This is a messenger RNA of Anopheles stephensi (Asian malaria mosquito), 3572 nucleotides long. Its product is annotated as beta-alanine-activating enzyme-like. The transcript is spliced from 5 exons. Gene Ontology annotation, biological process: amino acid activation for nonribosomal peptide biosynthetic process. The coding region runs from base 40 to 2976 and encodes 978 amino acids. NCBI's taxonomy places the organism in Eukaryota, Metazoa, Arthropoda, Insecta, Diptera, Culicidae. Gene Ontology annotation, molecular function: protein binding. The record is from RefSeq and is a predicted model, not a curated record.
GCUGAAAGCCGGGGAAGUUUGUAAACAAAGCCGGUGCGUAUGGAACUGCUUGAUCGAACAAUUUUUAAAAAGUGCAGCAAACACAUUGCCAUAAGACAUCACCAUUCUGGUAAAGCCAUCAGUGAAGUAAGCUACGAGCAGCUAUGGAACGAAAUGGAAAAGGUAGCGAUGGUUUUACGGGAACAGCACAUCGAAGGGAAAAUUAUCGGCGUACAAUUGUUGCACUGUCCCGCACUGAUUGCCGUUAUAGGAGGCAUUAUCAUCUCCGGUAACAGUUUCUACUGUGUAGGUUCACAUGCAAUCGAUCAGCUUUUGUCCGAGUAUGGUGAAUGUGCUUCAUACUUCUUGGAGGAGCUCGAACCAACCGGGGAGUGCGAUGAUCUGCAGAUAUUGUUGGGAUUAAGCGUUUUCGCGAAGCACCUGAUCCUUGCAGUCAGUGUAUCCCGCACGGUAUGCUACCCUGGGUUAGCCUUUUGUGUGCGAACCUCAGGUUCGACGGGUCGGCCCAAAACAGUGCUCGUGCCAAGCGCCUGCAUAAUGCCAAAUGUACUGUCGCUCACCGAUCGGUUAGAGUUGUGCGAGCGUGAUGUCAUUUUCGUAUGCUCGCUUCCAACGUUUGAUCCGUUUGUGGUCGACAUUCUAAUGGGGCUGCGGGCCGGUGCAACGCUACUGCUGGUGGAUAACUCAAUACGCUUGUCUGCUAAGCGUCUACUGUCCCGGCUCUUUCCGGGUGUGACGGUAAUGCAACUGACACCUUCCAUGUUCGCACGUUGGGAUAAGAUUGAUGUAUUGCAAGUUAUAUUUGGCCCUGCAACAACGCUCAGAAUUCUGGUUUUAGGUGGAGAGAAAUUUCCAACGUUCAAAAGACCGGCCGAAAGCCGAGUGCGUGUGUACAACAUUUACGGCAUAACGGAAGUUUCAUGCUGGAGUAUGAUUCAACAAGUGUGCCUCGAAAAUGAAGAAGAAAUUCCACUAGGAAAACCACUGGACCAUUCGAUAACGCUGCAGCUAAGAAACUUAGACGACGAACGUUUGCUAGCGGAAACAAAUACGAACGGCUCUAAAAUAGGUCAGCUCUACAUCGGCAGCAGUUCUAGGAAAUGUGCUAUACUUGGAAAUGCAGACGAAAGUUACGACACACUCUCUGGCGAAGGAGUCGUCUUCCGACCAACGGGAGAUGUGGUGGAACUUACCCAAGACGGCAAAUACUAUUACCGCGGCCGGAGUAAUCGGAUGAUCAAACGUUUCGGAUGGCGGGUUAGCUUAUCGGAAGUGGAAUCAGUAGUGCAAAGCCAUCCCUCCGUGCUGCAAUGUGCGUUGUGCUUCUUCAGUGAAAAAAAUAGUUUGGUGAUGUUUGUUAAAGCAGACAGCAAUGAUUGCGCAGUGGAAGAGACGCUUUGGCCCGAAAUGCGAGCUAAGUUAAGGCCUUCAAAUCUCCCAGACGAGCUGCAUCGGAUCGACAAGUUUCCUCUGUCUGCUCACGGUAAAGUUUGUGCUGAUGGUUUGCGACAGAUUUACGAACGGCUAAAACGGCAAACCUGCGCUGAUGAGAAAAUUUCAGCGGUGGAUUUUUUUCGAAAUGAACUCAGCACGAUGGGUAUUGCACAUGAUUGCGGGCUUGCUAAAGAUGGCGUAAGUAAAAAACUGAAAUUAAACACAUCGUUCAUCGAUCUUGGAGGAACAUCGUUUGCCGCUCUUCGUUUGCACACCGCUUUGCAAGACAAGUUUAAAGCACAAUUGCCAGAACUGAUUACACUGCUGAUAGACCCAUCGAUUCCGUUGGACGAGGCAUUCAAAUAUGUCGAAAGGAAUGUUACAACUAAAAGCAUGCGUCCCGUGGAAGCUGAAGCGAGCAAGCAUGAAACUUCGAAUAGUGAUUUGCUAACGAUCGUUUGUCACUACAAUUUGAAGAAGUGUAUAGAUUCCCGUGCGUCAAUAAUGUUUUGCGAAAAAUUCGGCCAUAUCCUAACGAUUGGCAGUCAUUCUGGGAUAGUAUUAACGAUAAUUGUCGACACAAAUGCAGUCGUUUCAAGGAUUUUGCUACCAGACCGUGUGGAAUGUGCCGUCAGUUUUCUCACGCUCGAGAACAACGUUGUACGGGGUGUGGUAGGAUGCUACGACGGGUUUUUGUAUUGCUUCGAUCCGUUCGAUGGGAGCCAACCAUGGAAGUACGACGCUGGAGCAAUGAUCAAGUGUACUCCUCUCGUGUUGCCGCAAACGAAUGUAAUCAUCUUCGGAUGCUACAGCCCCGAUGCCAACUUGCACUGUAUUGAAGGGGGACAGUCUAGUCCGACGUUGCGAUGGAAGGUGCAGAUAGGAAGCAAACCAAUUUUAUCCCAACCGGUAGCUUUAGGUGGUGAGAAUGAAGGAUUAAUUCUAGUUACCACUUUGGAUGGCACGUUGGCAGCAGUAAGCGCAGCCUCAGGUCAUUGUGUAUGGAGGCGAGCAUUAUCGUCGCGCAAUAUUCCGAUAUUUAGCACACCCACAUUUCUCUCCGAGUACAACAGAAUUGCCUGCUGUGGAGUGGAUGGCACCUUCGGAAUAUACGAUGCAUUAGGUGGGACGGAGAUAUCGAAUCAUAAGCUUCCCGGCAAUGUGUUUUCAUCGAUCGAAACAUUAAAACAUACCAACGAUCGAAUACAUUUCAUUGUUGGAUGUUACGAUCGAAACUUGCACUGCAUUGAAUAUUUACCGGUUGGCGGUGAAACCCUACUGCCCAUAUGGCGAAUAGAAGUUCAAUCACAAAUCUACGCAGCUCCACGAUCGGUUAAAGAUCAUCUGAUAGUUUGCACCACAUCGGGUUGGGUUAACUUAAUCGAUCCGAACAAAAUCGGCCAAGAGGCAACGACGGAGCCCAACAUUAUUGCCGCCAUGAAGAUGAAAGGUGAACUAUUUGCCACGCCUGUUGUACAUGGCGAUUUAGUAUUUAUGGGAUGUAGGGAUAACUUUUUGUAUGGCAUUAGGGUGAAGGUAUAACGGAGUGGGUGAUUAAUGAGACGAUUUCCUGUAUGAAAAUCCCGUGUGUCAGCAAGAUGCACCGAUGAAUUUUCGAUCCCGUAAGUGUGGAUCGUAUAGUUGAGCAGAGAAUAGAACUCAUCAGAGCUCGAUACGACAGAGCAAGCGUGGUGAACCCAAACUGAGACGGAGUUAUGGCGUGCAUGUGUCCGCCAAGACGACGUAUCGAGGACUUAUGACCGAGAUAAUGUAAUACAUUUUGCACGUGUGAGUGCACUAUCAUCAAAUGUUAAUGUGUCUCGUUUGAAUUUUGUGUCUAAACAACAAAACGCAAAAUUCCUUUGUUGAGUUCAAAAGCUAAAAGCUUCUAAAUUUUUUGAAUCAGGUAAUAGUUUACACAAAUUCGUUUAUCUUAAAAAAUUAAUCCGUUUCAUAAAACGUCACCCAGCUCGUGGCAGCCUUGCCCAGAUGGUCGACUUUUGUGCGCGGUCGGGGAUGACAGUGAUGACAGAUCUGUUCGCAAUCAAAACAAACCUACUGCGAAAAGGAAAAAUAUAAACACCGAAAGCUGUCGCAACAAACAGUGACCUUAUGCAAUUUUGUCGUAGAAACAUGAA